Messenger RNA from Calliphora vicina (urban bluebottle blowfly), 697 nucleotides. RefSeq lists its product as uncharacterized. The transcript has 2 exons. The coding region runs from base 20 to 658 and encodes 212 amino acids. NCBI's taxonomy places the organism in Eukaryota, Metazoa, Arthropoda, Insecta, Diptera, Calliphoridae. The record is from RefSeq and is a predicted model, not a curated record.
UUCACUCUACAAGUCAACAAUGGCGAUCCAUACAAUUUGUAUAAUAGCUUUUGUUCUCAUCGUAGUGCAAAAUCUAUAUGCUAAACCUGUGGAGAAUACAACGAACGAGCAAGAGUUAAUUAAAAAAAUAUUGAAUGGAAAUCCUACUGCCUCUGAAAAACUUCAUGUAUUUUUACUGGAGACUAUGAAUAUCAAACCCAAACAAUAUGCUGCCAAUGCUUUUAAUGCCACGCAAUACUUACUAAAAGACCCGGCUUUAUUGCAGAACAAUAAUUUGGAAGUGACUUUCUUUAAAGAUGAACUAAAUAGGGUAAUAAAUACUUAUAAACCCUCAGCUACAGAAAUUACUACAUAUUUUGAAACAAUGAUUAUUUUUUCAAAUGUUAUGGAAUAUUAUUACCAGCUUCCUCAAGAUAAAGUAACAAGUGAUACGAAAUUUAUUGUUGACCUUAUAAACAAAUACGAUUGUAAGACUUUGGCCAUGAAAAUCAAGGGGCACUAUGAAGCCACUUUUACCGAAUUUAAUAAAAAGUUUGAAGAACAUAAAAAGGAUUUGGAACAACCCAUCUUGGAUUGGUAUGACAAAUACGCAGCUUUAACUUCUACACCAGAGAAACUGAUAUCGCUUUUAGAUUUGUUAAGUUUAUUUGAAAUCUAAAAUAAAUAAUUUAAUAAAGGACACAAUUUAAGCACAUAG